GGAGUGAAGGAGGUGACACUGCUGGGUCAGAAUGUGAACAGCUACAGGGACACAUCAGAGGAACAGUUCUGUGGCUCGGAGCAGACCAAGCUCAGCCGUGGCUUUAACACCAUCUACCGGACCAAACAGGGGGGUCUGCGCUUCUCUGACCUGCUGGACCGAGUGUCACGUGUUGAUCUGGACAUGAGGAUCAGAUUCACUUCUCCUCAUCCAAAAGAUUUCCCUGAUGAGGUUUUACAUCUGAUUGCAGAGCGGAGGAACAUUUGUCAGCACAUCCACCUUCCAGCUCAAAGUGGGAGCAGCAAAGUCCUCCAAGCCAUGCGCCGUGGUUACACCAGGGAGACCUACCUUGAUCUUGUUAGGAACAUCAGACGAAUCAUCCCAG
Austrofundulus limnaeus is the source of this 385-nucleotide messenger RNA. RefSeq names its product CDK5 regulatory subunit-associated protein 1. The record is from RefSeq and is a predicted model, not a curated record. Gene Ontology annotation, molecular function: tRNA-2-methylthio-N(6)-dimethylallyladenosine(37) synthase activity; iron-sulfur cluster binding. NCBI's taxonomy places the organism in Eukaryota, Metazoa, Chordata, Actinopteri, Cyprinodontiformes, Rivulidae. Gene Ontology annotation, cellular component: cytosol; mitochondrion. Gene Ontology annotation, biological process: negative regulation of cyclin-dependent protein serine/threonine kinase activity.